UGAUGUCAUUUCAAAAACGUAAACAAUAGAAAUUCACGAUGUCGACGCCGAAAGUUGAAAAAGACUUGCAUUUACCAUUAUCCAGAGUGAAAACUAUUAUGAAAAGUUCUCCAGAUGUUGAAGCUGUUGGUCCUGAACCUUUAUAUUUAGUUACCAAAGUCACAGAACUCUUCGUAACGGAUUUAGCUAAGAGAGCAUUUAAAAAUAGUAAGAACAACUUCUUGGAGUACAAACACAUUGCAGAAGUGGUGCAAGAAGACGAUACGUUAGAUUUUUUACGGGAAAUAAUGCCUAGAAAGAUAACCGUGAGGCAGUUUAAAGAGAUGAUGGCGAAAAAGGCGGCAAAAGGCGAUCUGUCUGACGAGGAGUCCAGCGAGCAAUCGAGUGAAGAGUACAGCACUGAUGAGAGCACAAGUGGGAAGGAGACAAAUGAUCAAGACUGACGAAGGAGUAGUUUAUUUAGGUAAUGUUUUGCAUGAACUGGAAUAUGUAUGUCAAAAAUUGUCACUGUUUUUGCCGAAGUUUUGUGUAUUUCUUAGACUAGAAUACAUUGGAUCUUUGUCAUCAAUAUUAAUGUAUGUGAGAUGUGUCUCUAUCCAUUGUUGAUGUAUGAAUUCUCAUUAGUUAAAUAUUAAAGUGAUUGUUUACAUUGGUAAGUGCGUGACAUCACAUAGGAAUUAAAAUUGUACCUUAAUCUAAUGAAGUAAAGUAGUUCAUGAAAUGAUUUGAUUCUGUAAUAUUAAUGUUUAAAAAAUUAAAACAUAAUUAUGCCCACUCCACAUUCAUUCUUUAUCAUUCCAGGUAAUUUUUAAGGUAGGUCACUUGCCAUUACCCUACUUUACCUACUUAAAAGCCCUAAACCAAACUUAU
This is a messenger RNA of Ostrinia nubilalis (European corn borer), 870 nucleotides long. It is a transcript of the gene Chrac-16, whose product is annotated as chromatin accessibility complex 16kD protein. The transcript is spliced from 2 exons. Gene Ontology annotation, molecular function: protein heterodimerization activity. Gene Ontology annotation, cellular component: nucleus; CHRAC. NCBI's taxonomy places the organism in Eukaryota, Metazoa, Arthropoda, Insecta, Lepidoptera, Crambidae. The coding region runs from base 39 to 443 and encodes 134 amino acids. Gene Ontology annotation, biological process: chromatin remodeling; DNA-templated DNA replication. The record is from RefSeq and is a predicted model, not a curated record.